CACAAAGCAAAAGUCAUAACCUUUGACACUCUUCUCAACAUCUCUCUCUCUCUCUCUAUCACAUACACAAACAAACAAACAAUCAAGAACAAUCUUUCUCUUUUAGUAUUUUUUAUCCUAAUCUCUCCUGGGUGACUUCUCUUGUUUAGGUGUUCAAAUGGAUCUCAUUUUCUUUCAUGGAGCUUUUGUUUUGUUUUCCUUGUUAUGAGCCAACUUUAUCUUUCUUGCUAUAGAAAAAAAAAGAUCUCAUCUAUUUUAGGAAGAAGGAACUUAUGGUGUUUGGUUUUAUCAUAGGGUGUGUAGGUGUCUUGGAUUUGAUCUAAAUUAGCUUUAAAGGUACACUCUUUUCAUGUCUUAUCGGUUUAGAUUCACUAGGAUUUGGAAUCUGGGGUCUUUUGUUGGUUGCAAUUAGUCUGUGAAUUGAGGUGUUGGGGUUUUCUUGUUGUAUUAUCUUAAGAAAAAAAAAAAGAAAUGGAGGAAGUUGAAGUUGCUAGCAAAUCAGCUAUGGAAAGCUGUCAUGUUGUCUUGAAUCUCUUGUCACAACAACAAACCAGUUGUGAUUUUAAAUCUCUCAUGGUUGAGACAAGUGAAGCAGUUUCCAAGUUGAAGAGAGUAUCGUCUCUUUUAACGAGAGGACCAGGUCAUGCAAAGUUUAGAAGACUCAACAACAAGUUUAGGCCAUCUUUUCCUCAGCAUAUCUUCGUGGAGAGCUCUAUUUCCUGUGGUAACGAUGUGAGUAGUGAUUACACUCAAGUUCUCGCACCAGAGCCUCUUCAGAUGGUUCCAGCUCCAUUGAUGCUUAGCCACAAAAUGUGUUUGGAGAAGUCGUUUCUGGAGUUAAAGCCGCCGCCACCGCCUUUUCGAGCUCCUCCUUAUCAGUUAAUCCACAACCACCAGCAGAUAGCUUACUCUAGGAGCAGUAGCGGUGUAAACCUGAAGUUUGAUGGAGCUGGUAGUAGCAGUUGCUAUACUCCGAGUGUGUCUAACGGAUCAAGAUCAUUUGUAUCGUCUCUUAGCAUGGAUACUAGUGUGGUGGAUUACGAUAGGAGCUCGUUUCAUCUAAGUGGAUUGUCACGUGGGUCUGACCAGAUAUCUAAGAAGAUGUGCUCUGGUAGUUCCAAGUGUGGAAGUCGAAGCAAAUGUCAUUGUUCCAAGAAAAGGAAACUUAGGGUGAAACGAUCAAUCAAGGUGCCUGCAAUCAGCAACAGGAUUGCAGAUAUACCUCCAGAUGAGUACUCAUGGAGGAAAUAUGGUCAGAAACCGAUCAAGGGCUCACCACAUCCACGGGGAUACUACAAGUGCAGCAGUGUGAGAGGCUGUCCUGCGAGGAAGCAUGUGGAGCGAUGUGUAGAUGAAACUUCGAUGUUAAUUGUGACUUACGAAGGCGAGCAUAACCAUUCAAAACUGUUGUCUUCACAAUCAGCUCACACUUGAUGAAACAGAGUCAGUCAAUGCUUGUCCUUCUUGCGUCUACUCUAGGAUUUGAAGUACUAUGUAUUAGAUUCAAGAAACUGGUCUUUGUAGCUGUGUUUUGCAAUUGUAUAUUCCACUUUGACAUGAGUUAUAAGAGCAUUUUGUGAACUCA
This is a messenger RNA of Raphanus sativus (radish), 1585 nucleotides long. RefSeq names its product probable WRKY transcription factor 39. Lineage: Eukaryota; Viridiplantae; Streptophyta; Magnoliopsida; Brassicales; Brassicaceae. The transcript has 3 exons. The record is from RefSeq and is a predicted model, not a curated record. The coding region runs from base 472 to 1434 and encodes 320 amino acids. Gene Ontology annotation, molecular function: sequence-specific DNA binding; DNA-binding transcription factor activity. Gene Ontology annotation, biological process: regulation of DNA-templated transcription.